UGAAACCAAAAAGAAGAAUGAUGAGGAGUCCAAUGUCAACGGUAAGCACAUAUAGCCUUAUUCUUGGUCAUAAAAAAAUUCCUGUUUGGGCAUUUCUCUGUGCUAGAAACUUAGCCUAGACAUCUUAACCCUCAACCGCAUCUUGCACGGAUUGGUGGGGGAGGGCUUCUAAGAGCUCAUUUAAAAUGCGCAAUGAUUUUAGUAGGUUAAGCUCCUAAAUUUGUCAUUUCUCGUACAUAACUGUAACAAUUGGAAAACUAAUUUUGAUUUAGUCACAUUUGGUUCCGAUAAAGUCGAGCGAUAACCUUCCUCUGAUUCCAAAGAAAAGUACUGGGAAGCUUCACCGGUUUCUUGGGAAAUAUGAAGGAUCCGAAAAUAAGGUCAACGUCCCUUGUUUUCUUUCCCGAGCUAAGCUAAUAAAACCAGUUAUUCUUACUGAGAACAGAAUCGGAAUCAGAGAUAUUAGCGCAAAGAUUAAUGAAAAUUUCAUAAAGUACAAAUAAGUGGACCAUUAUCAGAGACUUGCAUAGUGUUAGUCUCAAGAAGUUUCUAUCAUUCAACUCAACCGUGAUAGACAUGGAUGAAUUCACUGCUUUCAGUUCCAAAGCGGUUCAGGAGACAAUUAAUAGUGCAAUGGUCAAAGGAACUUGGGUGACACUACAUUAUCAAGAAACUUUAUGUUCAAUUAGUAAUCUGGUCAGGAACAAGGUGGUUCCGCCUGAGAUUCUCGAGCUAGGGAAUCUGAUGACCCCUUUUGAUGAGAAUUUCAGGCUCAUCUUUGUGUCUUCCAAGCUGGAGUAUCCAAAAUCCAUGCUUGAAAAUUGCAUUCUCAUCGGGAUUGAAGAGGAGAAAUUAUUGAUGGAGAAAGAACUUACCAAAUUCAAAAGAGUUAGAGGUGUCAACAAGAAAGACCCAGCUCGUAUGCAGAUGGAAAAUGAGUUUGUAGAAGCUUGCUUUGAAGGAAAUCUUGAUAAAGUCAAAGAAAUGCUCAAAACCCCAUGGGUCAAUGCUAAUACAAAAGACCUUAACCUCAACACCUGUUUAAUGCAAGCAGCUUUGAAAGGACAUCUAAAUGUUUGUAAAAUACUUCUCUAUCACAGUAACGGUCAGGACAUUCAGGAAAAUAUUGAAGAAACCACUGAAAUGCAUGUGCCAAAGGAGCCAAACCUUAAAUAAAUUGGAUGUGAAUUCUGUAAAUUAUGACGGGAAAACUGCUCUUCACAAGGCAGCAUACAACGGUAACUCUGCCGUGAUAAAGCUCUUACUCCUCUACGGAGCAGAUCCUGAGAUAGUUGACUCUAGUGGCAAUAAGCCGAUGGAUUAUAUCAAUAACCAGGAGGCUAAGUAUAUUAUGAAGAAGUGGAAGCCUGAAUGGGCUCAAAGAUCAAAACCACUUAAAUGUACUAAGGAGUUUGAAAAUCCUGAUAAGAUCGAUAUCAAAGAGCUUUCAAGGAAAAUGAAGAAGAAACUCCAAGAGUUUUUAAUUGAAAAGGCCAGGAAUGGAGAGUACUCCAAGAUCUAUAGUUUUGUGUCGAAGGGCAAGGCUACCGUAGAGACUAAAAACUCUGAUGGACAAUCAUUGUUGAGCAUCGCUGUUGUAUAUGGGCAUUUUGAUUGAGUCUAUAGGAUGCUCAAAGAGCUUAGUCCAAAUGUUAAUUCAAGAGAUUCAAAAGGCUGGACUCCACUUAUGAACGCAGCUUUUAAUGGAUACUUGAAGAUCGCUAAGCUAUUGAUUUCCCAUGAUGCUGAUAUUAAUCUGAAAAAUGACCAAAAUAUGAAGGCCCUUGAUCUCGCAAAAGGAGAAGAAUUGAAGAAAUAUUUUAUCCAAGAAACUAGAAACGCCCAUAUCUUUGAUUUCGAGCAAAUCCUUGAGCUUAGUAUGGUCAAUUCUUCAUCAAAAUAAUAGGAUUUAUAUUCCAAAUCCAUAUAAAAUUGAACAUGAAGAAGAGGAAGGGAACAGAUCUCUUUUUGAAAAUUUAAAAAAGGCUAAUAAACAGAUACAUCAAAAUUCUAAACCAAAGCCAGCAUUAAUGAGAUCUCAGGACUCUCAUUUAUUUAAGAGAAAGAGUAGGGUAUUCUCUAAUAAAUCUCCUUCAUCAAAUCGGCGAGUGCACAAAGCAAUUCAGAACCAAAGGCACAUUAACCUAAAGUCGCGUUCAAAAUUACUAAAUUCAAAAUCUAAAAAGAAGAGGAAGUGUUUUAGCCCAGAUAUCACUGCUAAAAAUGGUCAUUUCUUGUUAUUAGACCAUCUCUAGAGCUCUAUAAGCCAUCAAAUUAUAUAAUUAACGCUAAUGU
Molecule: messenger RNA, 2295 nt
Organism: Moneuplotes crassus
Lineage: Eukaryota; Ciliophora; Spirotrichea; Euplotida; Euplotidae
Source: the annotation of a GenBank genome assembly